AUUAUAUAUCAUCAGUUUUUCCUUAGAAACAUGUGUGGUGGUGCAAUUCUUUCUGAUCCCGACGGCGUUCCACACUGCCGUGGAACUUGCCGGAGGCUUCUUUCCGACGAUCUCUGGUCUAACCUCGACCCCUUCACCGACUCUUUCAGCUUGGAUUAUCUUAAUGACAAUGCCAAGAAAAACCAACUCGUUACCCGUUUUGAUUUUAAACUCAUCAAGAGCCACGAGGAAGUUGAAAAGAAGCCGAUUGACAAAGAAGCUACGAAGAAAGCUCCGAGAGUUCGAAAGAAUAUCUACCGAGGGAUAAGGCAAAGGCCGUGGGGGAAAUGGGCAGCUGAGAUAAGGGACCCGAACAAAGGCGUUAGAGUCUGGCUCGGUACUUUCACCACAGCUGAAGAAGCUGCUCGUGCCUAUGAUCAGGCUGCCACCCGCAUUCGCGGCGACAAGGCUAAGCUGAAUUUUCCACCACCAGCACCGCCGCCAUUUCCUGAACCACCGUCGAAGAAACGCUGCAUGGAGAUGACUCCGCCUGAAGAUGAGGUGAAAGAGAUGAAACUGAGUAGCCUUGAGAUGUUCCUGGGAUUGGAGCCUGAACAAAUGUUCGCGCAGUUGAAUGGAAAUGGAUGCGAUGCUACUGAUGAUCCUGUGAAGAUGUGGAUGUUGGAUGAUUUUUUCAGUCAUCAUCAGAAUCAGCACAGAUUUCCUUUUUAAUUAAUUGUUAGGAAAGGAGAAUCAUUAAUAAAUUAAUCAUCUUAAUCAUACAUGCUUUUAGUAAGCGAUUUCAUUACUUU
This is a messenger RNA of Mercurialis annua (annual mercury), 791 nucleotides long. RefSeq names its product ethylene-responsive transcription factor RAP2-3. The record is from RefSeq and is a predicted model, not a curated record. Lineage: Eukaryota; Viridiplantae; Streptophyta; Magnoliopsida; Malpighiales; Euphorbiaceae. Gene Ontology annotation, molecular function: DNA-binding transcription factor activity; DNA binding. Bases 31 to 711 code for a protein of 226 amino acids. Gene Ontology annotation, biological process: ethylene-activated signaling pathway; regulation of DNA-templated transcription. The transcript is spliced from 2 exons.